AUGUAUUUAAAGUUACUUUUGACUUAUUUAUCAACAAUAUGCGCCAUGUCUCACACAUCAACAAAUACUUCCGAUGUUAUAAUAACGUAUGAAGGACAUAGUGAAGUUGAGAAUGCUAAACCUAUGUCGGUUUCAAAGCAAGAUACACCAGAAACGGGUGCGGGCAAUGAAGUGGUCAAAUUCGAACCCAAACUUACCAAACCUCUUGUGUCGGACACAACAGAAACAUAUCCGGAAGCUACUGAGGAUGUUAUUUUUAUACCGAAUGAAAAGCCGGUGCUGCGAAAUGAAGAUUACUUAUAUGAUAGAGAAGAAGUUGCAAUGAAAGAUUUGCUAACUAGUCGCGCUAGUGAUGUUCUCAGUGACAAGAAAGUUAACGUCGAGACCGAGGCUCCAUCCAAGGAUGUUCUUUUCAUAACAGGCAAAAACCAAGAAUACGAUGCAAAAGAUAACACGAAUAGAGAAAAUAAGCGGAAUAAGAAAGAGCAAACUAGAAUUGCAACAGCAACGAGGGAGAUAUUUAAAAAGAUCAACUGCACAAACCUUGACUGUAAUAAUACACAAGAUCCUGUUUGUGGAGGAAAGCUAGAAAACAACAAAUGGAAAUAUAGACUGUUUUUAAAUGAGUGUUUCUUUAGGAAAGUUAAUUGCGCUUUCAGAUAUCGCGUAAACAGAUAUAAACCAGUGCCUGCAGAAAAAUGCAACAGUUUCGGAGCACAUUACUCCGAGAGACCUCUCUUGUACAAACCUCAGCCUCUACCAAAGCCUAUCGAGCAAAAUGAAACCCGACGAAGUUUCUCGUCUCGGCGGUAA
Molecule: messenger RNA, 813 nt
Organism: Parnassius apollo (apollo)
Lineage: Eukaryota; Metazoa; Arthropoda; Insecta; Lepidoptera; Papilionidae
Source: the annotation of a GenBank genome assembly